AUGUCGACCAGCAAGCCAUUGGGACCUUUCAAGCUCGUCACAGUCAACACAGCACCUGAGCGUGCUUACAGGUUGAUUGGUCGCGUCGUCGAGAACGUCAAGGACAAAUACACAAUCAUCCACGCUGGAAACGCAGAUAAUGUANNGUUCACAGCAUCCAUGUGGACACCUGAGGAAGCCAAGAGCAUCCACGCCGAAGCCAAAGAGAUCAUGGGCCCGCAAUUGAAGACUUUCGCUCUGCCUCAGGGACUUCAGGUAUCGAGAGGGCCGGACGCUGUGGUCGAGUUCAUCGAGGAAAAUCUGCCUGCUCUGCUCGAGGAUUAG
Aureobasidium musti is the source of this 324-nucleotide messenger RNA. The record is from the annotation of a GenBank genome assembly. NCBI's taxonomy places the organism in Eukaryota, Fungi, Ascomycota, Dothideomycetes, Dothideales, Saccotheciaceae.